Molecule: messenger RNA, 2910 nt
Organism: Oxyura jamaicensis (ruddy duck)
Lineage: Eukaryota; Metazoa; Chordata; Aves; Anseriformes; Anatidae
Gene: ADHFE1
Product: alcohol dehydrogenase iron containing 1
Exons: 15
Coding region: 63-1460 (465 amino acids)
Cellular component (GO): mitochondrion
Molecular function (GO): alcohol dehydrogenase (NAD+) activity; metal ion binding
Source: RefSeq, a predicted model, not a curated record
CCCCGCGGCUGGAGCAGGGGAGGGCCAGGCCCGGCCCCCAUCCCCGGGCAGGCCCCGCAGCCAUGGCGGCCGGGCGGGAGCGGGCCGUCCGCCUCCUGCGGCAGCUCCAGCGGGCCGCAUGUCGGUGCCCGAGUCACUGCCACACAUAUUCCCGAGUUCCUGAACAUGCCACCCUGGGAAAUACAGACUAUGCAUUUGAGAUGGCCGUUUCAAACAUCCGCUACGGAGAAGGAGUUACUAAAGAGAUCGGCAUGGACCUGAAGAAUCUGGGUGCUAAAAGAGUUUGUCUGAUGACAGAUAAAAACCUCUCCCAGCUCCCUCCUGUAAAUGCAGUAUUGAAUUCCUUGGCAAAAUAUGGUAUAAACUUUGAGAUGUAUGAUGAAGUCCGGGUGGAGCCGACAGACCAAAGUUUCCUGGAUGCCAUUGAAUUUGCUAAAAAGGGAGAGUUUGAUGCCUACGUUGCUGUGGGAGGCGGGUCUGUAAUAGACACCUGUAAAGCUGCCAACCUGUACGCGUCCAGCCCCACGUCAGACUUCUUGGAUUAUGUCAACGCUCCCAUUGGGAAAGGGAACCCUGUCACUGUGCCCCUUAAGCCACACAUUGCAGUUCCUACAACAGCUGGAACUGGAAGUGAAACCACUGGUGUUGCCAUAUUUGACUUCAAAGAACUAAAAGUAAAAACUGGCAUUGCUUCCAGAGCCAUUAAGCCAACACUCGGCAUCAUUGAUCCUUUACACACGCUGUCUAUGCCAGAGCGAAUAGUGGCCAACAGUGGCUUUGAUGUGCUUUGCCAUGCUCUUGAGUCAUACACCGCUCUUCCUUACAAGAUGCGCAGUCCCUGCCCUUCCAAUCCAAUCAACAGGCCAGCUUACCAAGGCAGCAACCCCAUCAGCGACAUCUGGGCUCUUCAUGCUCUGCGCAUUGUGGCUAAAUAUUUGAAAAGAGCCAUCAGAAACCCUGAAGACCGUGAAGCACGAGCCAACAUGCACCUAGCAAGUGCUUUUGCUGGUAUUGGCUUUGGCAACGCUGGUGUUCAUCUCUGCCAUGGAAUGUCCUACCCUAUUUCUGGUUUGGUGAAAACUUACAAACCAAAGGAUUAUAAUGUGGAUCACUCUUUAGUGCCACAUGGCCUUUCUGUGGUGCUGACGUCCCCAGCAGUGUUUGCUUUCACAGCACAGGUACAUCCUGAGCGGCACUUGGAAGCUGCAGAGAUUCUAGGAGCUGACAUCCGCACUGCCAGAAUCAAAGAUGCGGGGUUUAUUUUGGCAGACACGCUCCGGAAAUUCCUGUUUGAUCUGAAUGUUGAUGAUGGCUUAGCUGCAAUUGGUUAUUCUAAAGCAGACAUCCCUGCCUUAGUCAAAGGCACUCUGCCUCAGGAGAGAGUGACUAAACUGUCACCACGUCCCCAAACAGAGGAAGACUUAUCUGCCCUCUUUGAGGCUUCCAUGAAGCUUUAUUAGCUUAAACAUUUUGCUCAGAAAAGCGUGCCCUCUUGUAACACAAAGAUAUAUAUGAAGUAUUCAUAGGAGGAGCAAACCAGAGUAAAGCAUGGUUGCACACUCAACAGGAACCACGUAAAAAGCAAGACAUCAUCCAUCAUGGUCAUUUUGUCUCCGUGGAGAAAACCACUCCCUUUUCCUGCUGUGUUCUGUGGAAAGAAGCUAUCAACUCUAUGUGUGAAUCGAUCACUUCUGCUGAACUCCUGCAGGUGCUGUCGCUCAGAGCCCAGCCACCAGCCUAACGAAGUGGCAGCACGCUGUGGUUCGGUACGAAAACGUGGUGGUGUAGCAUAUGGCUGCACAGUGCCCCGCUGGGAGGGCUGGUUAGACGUGGGAAUGAGUGUGCACGUUCAGAGCAGUUAACCAGCUGGUUGACUGUCAACUGAGAAAGGGAAGUGGGAAAGGGAGAAAUGAAACUAAAAUUUUAAUACUAUUUUUCUUUUUUUUAAAAAAAGUUCACACGGUUGCAUGUGCAGUUCAUUUAAAUCAGAUUGUGCUUCAUGUUGGACCCUUUCAGCACCAGAUUCAUGCAGUGAGCACCCUUCUGUGUGUAAUAUUUUGCUCUGUUUCAUCUUCUCGCUCCUACCUUUCUCCAGACUGUGGUAGCAAUCCUGAAGAGAGAUUUUUUUUUUUUCUAGGAGCCUAAUUCAUGGCAGCAGCGCUGCGUUUGGAAAGUUCUGGGGAACUGAGCAGCACAUGGGUUUCAUUACUGCACCAGAGCACUUUGAUGGGCUGCUUAGGAAUGUAGGAUAUUUUACUCCAGCACACUUUAAAUUUGCUGUUUUUGCUGCUGUGGCAGUUACUAACAGGCUGAGUUUUCAACCUCACACUAAACUUCAUAUACUCGGGUAACCCCAAGUAUAACUCUUGCUAAUUUCUAAACUCAGCCUUACAACCUGUUCUGAUGUAACAGGUUUUCUCCAUGUUUUGUGGAUGAGACAAAGGCUCUGAUACUACACCUAACCCAGCACAAGCACCUGGUACCGUAAGAAGGGGACAUUUCUUUUCCUGGCAGUUUUCUGAGCAAAAUCAAAGGAGUUCAAGCCACCCUGCAGAGCUGUCUUUCAAAUAAUGAUGGUUUGACAAGGAGUCAUGUCCUGGCUCCUGUCCUGUUCUGAGCAUUGGUAGUCUCAUUCACAACUGAAUAAGGGUUUGUGUGUGUGUGUUAUCUAACUAAACUAUCAUGUACUGAGAAAUCUAGUUGAUCCAAUAUACCUGCAUUUUUGAAUAUGUGUAUUUUCUGUACGUGAACUUGGUGUUUGAGGGGAGGGAUGGGGGUGAUAUUGUGGUGGUUGGGCAUGUCUGAGCGACUUGUUCCUGCUCUGUUACUGAAGGCCUCCGUGACGCAGCUGUUACCACCUUGAGAUGAUACUGGAAUCCAAAUAAUAAAUAGUAUUGUGCUUGUCAUAAA